AACCCGUUAAAAGAGCACAACGGUCCGUUUCCUUUAUUCUUCCGUCUAAAGAUGGCGGAGUAUGCAACCCUAGUUCGAAGGGCUUUGGGGCAACUAGGAGGUCAUGGUGGAGUCCGAGGUUUUUUCCUUCAGUUAUUCAGGGCGAAUGAUGUGAAGACAGGAACCCUGGUUGGUGUGGACAAAUACGGAAACAAAUACUAUGAGGACAAGAAGCACUACUUCUUUGGACGUCAUCGCUGGGUGAUCUACACCACAGAGAUGAAUGGAAAGAAAACUUUGUGGGACGUGGAUGGCAGCAUGGUGCCACCUGAGUGGCAUCGCUGGCUGCACUGUAUGGCAGAUGAGCCCCCCACCACACACCCACUAGAGCCCAAGAAGUUCCUGUCUGAGAUCCACCAGUUUAACGUCAGCAGCACCCCUCAGCAGUAUGUGCCCUACCCCACCACCCGCAAGAAGAUCCAGGAGUGGGUUCCACCCAAAGCUGGAGCUCGGUGAACUCUGUAUUUUAUUUUCCAUGCUGUAAAUUAUGGUUUCCUGCCACUGUAUCAAACAAGUCCUGAAUAAAAUCUGUAUGCAGGUGUUUCUGA
This is a messenger RNA of Monopterus albus (swamp eel), 587 nucleotides long. RefSeq names its product NADH:ubiquinone oxidoreductase subunit A12 (gene ndufa12). The coding region runs from base 52 to 495 and encodes 147 amino acids. Lineage: Eukaryota; Metazoa; Chordata; Actinopteri; Synbranchiformes; Synbranchidae. Gene Ontology annotation, cellular component: membrane; respiratory chain complex I. Gene Ontology annotation, biological process: response to oxidative stress. The record is from RefSeq and is a predicted model, not a curated record. The transcript has 4 exons.